Molecule: messenger RNA, 1143 nt
Organism: Dracunculus medinensis (Guinea worm)
Lineage: Eukaryota; Metazoa; Nematoda; Chromadorea; Rhabditida; Dracunculidae
Source: the annotation of a GenBank genome assembly
AUUGCUUCUUCGAUUUAUUCAGCUUUACCAUCCUUUGGUUUCGCAUCUUUUAAUCUUGUCUCUGCUAAAAAGGAACGUGUACAAAUGUCGAUCGCUGAAAGCAAGUUUAAUUCAGUUUUACCAAUGCGAACUCUAAUUAUAGAUGGUGCACGUUUGGGUGAACGGAUAUAUGCUGCUCCAUCUUUCUAUAAACUCGCUGUCGUUACAGAUGCUCUCGGUCGUAUAUUUUUAAUCGACACCGCGAAAAGGCGAUUAAUACGUGUUUGGAAAGGUUAUCGGGAUGCACAAUGCGCAACGGAUUCAUCCAACAUGUCCUCUAAAUCAGUUGCUUUAUUUUUGGUUAUAUAUGCAUCUCGACGUGGAUUGCUGGAAAUAUGGUCUAUGCAGGCACGCAUUUUGAUCAGUUUUUUGCACUUUAUUUUUUUCUUAUUUGGAACAUUUUUUUCUAAAUAUUUUCCCGGUAUUGUUUUCAUAUGUUUUCUCUAUGGACUUUUGGACUUUUCUUUUUGUUUAGAAUGGCUUGCUUUAAUACUUUUGCAAAUGUUGUUCGAAUUUCCGCAUUUGCAACAUGGUUUAUGUCGUCUUCUUUGGGAUACGUUUUUCCUGCAGUCUUUUCGGCAGUUGUGGGAUUUACUGAAUAAGGAAGGAGGUCUUCCUCGGAAAACCACUUCAAGCGAGAAUAAUGCUAUUCCAUCGGAUUAUCUGGUAAUUUUAACUGUAUUAAUUGGGCUAUCGCUUAAUUUACGACAAAAACCUUGCAAAAUGUUUGAUGCCAUAGGUGAACGAGCAUUAUUUAUUGCAUUAAAUGAACAUCCGCUUAUACCAAUGGAUAAUGUUGCUGAUAGUUUACGCGAAAGACGUCAAUUAUUUCUAGAAUCGUGCGUAAAGGAGAUUUGCCAUCAAACCAACAAUGAGCAGUAUUGGAAACUAGUUCUUGAUUUAUCUCACGAUUGGAAACUUGACGUCGCAAGUUUGAAAAUCAAAGUAAUUCCAUUUGAUAUUCUAAAUUUCAGGAGAUCGUGGAACUAUAUACAGAUGGACGAGAUAAUGAAGCUAAAAAGCUGGUCUCAGGUAUUGAUGCGAAAUUUGCACUGGUUCAAAAAUUGUUACCCGUUCUUUUGUCUCGAACUCGUGCUUUAUUAG